UUGAGGAGUGUGUUUGGAAGCUGGAGCAUCAGGGAAAGGGUUGAAUUCUCUGUUUAAAUGUGUAUGUUACUGGCUUAGGUAAGAGUAUGAGGAACUUAGGAUUCGGUAGACGGCGGUACUGCAACGUUAAGGAUGUAUAACACUAAAGAAGUAGAAGAAGAAGACCACCACCGAAGAAGAUGAAAGCAGUGUCUUUGUUCUGUCAUCGUAGAGGCCACAGAGCUGCUAGAUUAUAGCGACCAAGGCCGAGAUGGAUCAGUACAAAUUCGAAAUGAAAGAAGAGGACGUGGACGAUUAUCACGAUCAGAACAAUAACGAUAUGAAGGAGCAGGACCGGUUCAUUAGCGGAAUAAAGGAGGAGCAGCAGCAGGACCCGAGUUUAACCGAGCAGGACCGCACCACUAGCGGAAUAAAGGAGGAGCAGCAGGAACCUAGUUUAACCGAGCAGAACCGGUUCACUAGCGGAAUAAAGGAGGGGCAGCAGGACCCCGACCACCGUGGUUCUACAGAUCAACAGGAACACAAAGGAAGAGGAGCUUCAAAGCUGUAUCUCUGUCAGCAAUGUAGCCAGGCCUUCCCCAGACCAUCAAACCUAAAGAAUCAUCAGAAGAUUCACUCUGGAGAGAAACCAUAUAUCUGUGACCAGUGUGGCAAAACCUUCCCUGCAAAGAUGAAGUUAAGGACCCAUCAUCAAAUGUAUACAGGAGAAAGACCAUACACCUGCACACAAUGUGGCGCAGCUUUGCACACUUCAAAGGAUUUGAAAAUCCACUGUUGUGUUCACACUGGAGAAAAACCACACUCAUGUAAACAGUGUGGAAAAUCGUUCUCUCAGCUUAGUCAUUUAUGGGUGCACCAACAUAUUCACACUGGAGAGAAACCUCACUCAUGUGAACAGUGUGGAAAAGCAUUCUCUCACAGUCAUUCUUUACUAAAACACAAACUUGUGCACACUGGGGAGAAACCGCACUCGUGUGAACAGUGUGGAAAAUUGUUCUGUCAGCUCAGUCAGUUACGGGUGCACCAACGUAUUCACACUGGAGAGAAACCUCACUCCUGUAAACAAUGCAAAAAAGCGUUCUUUGUGCUCAGUAACUUACUGGCACACUGACAUAUUCACACUGGAGAGAAACCUCAUUCAUGUAAACUUUGUGGAAAAGCUUUUUCUCACCUCAGUAGUUUACUGGCACACCAACGUGUUCACACUGGGGAGAAACCUCACUCAUGUGAAGAGUGUGGAAAGGCUUUCUCUCGCAGCAGCAGUUUAUUGGCACACAAACGUGUUCACACUGGAGAGAAACCUCACUCAUGUGGACAGUGUGGAAAAGCGUUCUCUGAGCAUCGUAGCUUACUGGCACACCAACAUAUUCAUACUGGCGAGAAACCUCAUUUAUGUAAACAGUGCGGAAAAGCUUUUUCUCACAGCAAUACUUUACUGGCACACAAACGUGUGCACACUGGAGAGAGACCACACUCAUGUGAACAGUGUGGAAAAUCAUUCUCUCAGCGCAGUCACUUAGUGGCACACCAACGCGUUCACACUGGAGAGAAGCCUCAUUCAUGUGAACAGUGUGGAAAAGCUUUUUCUCGCAGCAGUAGUUUAUUGGCACACAAACGUGUACACAAUGGAGAGAAAACUCAUUCAUGUGAAAACUAUGGAAAAGCGUUCUGAGCGCCGUAGUUUACUGGCACACCAACAUAUUCAUACUGGCAAGAAAUCUCAUUUAUGUGGAAAAAAAAAUUUCUUAUUUGCCCAACUUGACAAAGUAUCAGUGAAUUCAUCAAAUUAACAUGUUCAUAUGUCAUAUAAAUGUUCCAGUAUGUCUAAAAACUGACAAUGAUAAGUGGUCUUAUUUAAAUGAUUUCAGUUUUUUUACUGUGUCUGUUGCUUUACAAAGUCUCACUUUGUAGAAACCUGUGGUAGAACAAAAGUGUUGAUCUCUUCUCACACUCCCCACAACCAGGUAUCAAAAGGAGACCAACAGGACAGCCAUAAACAUGCAUGAUAGUCCAAAAGGAAAGACUUUUAGUUUGGACCCAGAUUCCAAAUCAAAUGCAUUGGAAUCAUCAACAUUCAUAGAAUGAACACCAACAAGAUUUCCUGUUUACCUACAAAGGGGAAAAAAGAAGAGACAUGAAGCAACGCUGCCAUCCUUUGGCGGGAAAGAAAAGUGUCCACUCUGUGUUACUGAUAAAUACAUGUCUAAAAGCUAAAAUCCAGUGUGUUGCCUCCCAGUCUUAGUAAAGGUGUGUUCCCCAUCUGUCAUCCAUCGCUCCCACACCGCUCUCAACUUCACUUUGAACGCCCUGUUUACACCAGGGUUGGAGUUCUUUUGUUAAUCCUUCCGGGAAUGAUGGCAAGCCCUGAAUUAAUUUGCUUCACUUGGUUUUUCGCAGUGGCGGAGAUGGGCGCGCAUGGAGUCGCAGAAUAACAGGGACAGUGAUGCAUGAAAAAAAACAUCUGGUGCCUUUACAUACACCCCUCUCAGCCACUCUCCCAUUUUCCUCCAGUCCACACAACCUUUUUGAUUGGCCUGAUGAUGAUUCCGGUGUGACUUCCUCUUAAAAAUGGCCAUAGGUAGUUUCUGUCCAUUAUUGUGGCAACCAAGAAUAAUAGCGAAAGCUGACUCCAUGUUACGUAUUACCGUGCUGGUCCCCUUUUUCUCCACAGUAUGGUUCAUGGGGAUGUAAAAAGUGAGUGGGACCUUAUCCAUGUUGGUGAUGUGGAUGAGCUGAAUCGUUUUAUUACAGUGGAUGCAGAAGCCUUUUUUUUGUAAUCCACUGGCAGAUGCUGUGCCACGGUUGUCCUUGCAGGGAUGGAGAGAUGGUGCCUUUUCAUAAAACAAAAGCACCGAGAUGGACCUCCAUGAAAGUGUUCGAUCUUUAUGACUUGUGCUAUUGCUGUUGCCUUCAGUCGAAUGAUGACUGUAGAGACAUUUCUCCCAUCUGUUCUUUAUUCAAUCAUCCAUUGUUCAAGUUGGUCUUCUAACUGUGGCCAUCUCACUUUGGUCCCGCGGAAACUCUUUCGUCUUCUUAAAUUGGCACAGUUCAUUUCAUUGCUUCCUCCACUUCCAAACCAUAGAUUAAUUGAUGUGGAAGUCUUUCGCAGCUGGUCUGUUCCCAUUUACAACCGCCUGUAGCCUGUAGUUUGAAUUAGGUCUCUUCACUGGUGCCAUAUCCCGUGACACAUCCCGUGUCAAAAAUUCAAACACAAUCAGAGCAAACUUUUUAUUUUUGAAAAUUGCUUGUCUUAAUUUUGAUUGGUUGCUGUUAACACAGCAUCAUCUCAGGUAAAAAUGGAGGGAGGCAUCUUGCUUUCUUUCGUAGCACAGUGUAGCACGUUUGUUUUUGUGUUUUAUUCCAUUGUCAUUUCAUACAUUUAUGUGUUUAUGCUGCAGAUGGGUUUUUCUGUGUUAACAAUAAAAAUAUAACAAUAGAAAGUACAUUAAAAUAGGAAGAUACAUUAAUGCAGAUCACUAACAGAUUCUCUGUAUUCUGUAUUCUAAGAAAUAUCAAUAAUAUGAAUUAUUUUCACUAGUGCAAAUAAGAUCAAUAAUAUCUUUACUACAUCAGAAACUACAUCAUUAAAGUCUUAGACUCUGAGACAAAAAUAUCUCUUGGUAUCAGGUCUACAUUGUAAAUACACAGUGCAGUGAUAGAGUUAUUAGUAAUGUGUUGAUAAUUUAUCGACAAAGUCCAAUCUAACUUGAAUCCAAAAGCCUACUGAUGCACCAUAGGAAGGAUAAUUUACAAAUUGAGUAUUUCACCACAAUCAGAUCAGCAACACUUCCCUGAAAAAGAGGAGACCAUCUUUAAUUUAGUAGAUGUAAGUAGACAAAUCAUUUUAUAAAUGACAAUUGUCAAUGAAAUACAUCAUGUACAAUAUGUAACCAGGAUUGUUUUAGUGGCCUUUUGGGUUCAAGUUAGAUUGGAGAACGAGGAAGCUGCAUGUGCAACACUCAACAACUGCAACAACUAGUAUUUGUACAUCGUAAAAAAAAAGCGUUGUUUUGGGAAAAAUUGUUUCUUCAUUAUUCUAUGCAGUUAUUAUAUGAUGUAUGAUUUAUGUCCUAAUAUCUUGUGUUUUGUCUAAUGUAUUUGACAUUUCACCUAGAUUGUUCAAUGGUUGUCUCUGCCUAAAAGACUCUGGACUCUAGCUCCCAAACCCAAGGCCAGGGAGUUGAGUCUCUCUGUUUGUUGAGACUGUGAGCUCCUUUCUCUCUGAUAGUGAGACACCAGUGAUGCAGGUGUGAGAAUGUAAACAUCUCCACACACACGGCGACAGGGAUGAGAUGGUGCAUGCAGUCUGAUUGGACUACACAGACGUUCCAUCGUAGUCGGACAGAGGAUUUAAAAGGCAGAAGCAACUUGAGGAUCGUGGGCUCUUUGCAUCACACCUUCGUGGUGUGUGCACUGAUCUCCCCAGCUGGUUUUUGGUUUGUUGAUGUGCACAAUCAACAUCCAUGUUUUUGAUUUGCUUUUACUUUUUUUUAUAAUAAAUCACACAAAAGACAAAUCUCUCAUCUGCCUCAUUAUGGGAAAUUUCCACCACCAAAGGUGGUUAUAGUGAUAAAAAGUAAAAGCAAUAUACACACAUGUGCAUAAAGAUGUUUAUCUGGUAAAAAAUUACCUCGUCAGUCACAUUGGAGAACUCCCGUGGGAGGUAGUACGGCUGAAUGCUGACUAAAACCCACAAUCUCCACUCGCUUUGGACGUUAUCAUGCCAAUCAAUGGCCAUUAUCAGUGGAUAUCAGCCCAUACUUAUGGGCCAGUAGGUGCCUACUCUACCUACUGGCAGCGGUGCGUAGGUGCAGCAGGUUGUCGUCAUCUAUUCCUAAGGUAGAUCACAGCUUGGGGGACCAAACCAACUGAAUCCAGAUCCACUAGAAUGAUGGAAGGUAGAAGUUGUUUACAUCCACGUUCUAUCAAAGUCGAUCCCAGACAAGUAUUCUCUAUGCUCUAAUAUAAUUAUAUACACCCAAAACACGCUCUUUAUCUUUCUUUUCUAUUUGUAUUUCGAAUUUCUCUUAGGCAGGGUGGAAGAAAGGGGUAAGCUCUGUAAUGUCAUAUGUAUUUAAAACCUUUUUUUGUUUGUGUAUCAGUACUGAUUUUUUUUUUGUUUUGCUCAUUGCU
Molecule: messenger RNA, 5133 nt
Organism: Betta splendens (Siamese fighting fish)
Lineage: Eukaryota; Metazoa; Chordata; Actinopteri; Anabantiformes; Osphronemidae
Product: zinc finger protein OZF-like
Exons: 2
Biological process (GO): regulation of DNA-templated transcription
Molecular function (GO): RNA polymerase II cis-regulatory region sequence-specific DNA binding; DNA-binding transcription factor activity, RNA polymerase II-specific
Source: RefSeq, a predicted model, not a curated record